This is a messenger RNA of Prosopis cineraria, 1198 nucleotides long. RefSeq lists its product as uncharacterized. The coding region runs from base 1 to 912 and encodes 303 amino acids. The record is from RefSeq and is a predicted model, not a curated record. The transcript is spliced from 5 exons. Lineage: Eukaryota; Viridiplantae; Streptophyta; Magnoliopsida; Fabales; Fabaceae.
AUGAAAAUCGCUGUAGAUUCGAGUUCUUGGGACCCUACUGCCACGUGUCCCACCCUCCAAGACCCAAAUGUUGUCGUUGUGCUCGGAUUCUCCAAAUACAAACGAGGUCGGGCCCAUACAAACCUGAAUUCGACCCGUAUCGCCCCAGGGAAGAUUGGAAGGUAUCGACAUCUCUAUACCGACCCGGAUGCAGCACUGAGAGAGACGACUGUUACUGGCUUUUCCACCCUUCAUGCUUUCUCUCACGAAACGACUUCAAGCCGUGGUGCCAUGCCUCGGCCGCGGUGGUUAUCAAUUCCGUCUUCUAGAGCCUACGCCGGCGGUCAAUCUAGACGGCGGUCCAAGACUCCGCCGCUGCCGUUUCAGAAGGCGGAGGGGAAGUCUGAGUGGUGGAUAGUAGACGGCGAAAUGCACGAGAUAGGCGAUAACGUGCCCUUGCGCGAGCGCUUUGUUAUCCCCAGAGAGAACAUCCCAAAUAAGCGUCGGAAGCAGCUGAGGGAGCAGUUCAUGCGAAGGACUCGCCUGGUUCUCAAGGAGUCGGAGCACGAGCCAUGGUGCAAAAAAUAUAUGGAAUUAUAUAAUGAGCUAAGGGAAAAUUGGGAGAGACUUUAUUGGGAUGAGGGCUACUCUAAAAAAAUUGCUCAAGACCAUGCAAACUAUGAGUCUGCUGAAGAUGAUGAUGAAGAUUUUCUCCCCUUACAGGACCAGAGUUUUGGAAGAAAUAGGCAAGGUGAUACCUGGGAAAAAGUCAACUUUAUUCGGGAUAAAUUUGAGUAUGACAGAGAGAGAAGAAUGAGAGAUAAAGCUUUUGCGCCCAUGCAUGGUGGAGCUGUGUCUGAUACACGUGAUGCAAAUUCCUGGAACCAGCCACUAAAUGCUGAUCGAUAUUUUAGCCACAAUGGAAGGAGUUGAGAGUAGACAUAUCAGAUUCUGCAGCGUGAAACGGGUGUGCAAUCAUUCUUCCUUCUUCAGAUAGUCCUACUAUCAACAUUUGUGGCUUAGUCUGCUGCUAAAGUAACUUCUACAAGUUUCUGAUGGUUUGUUCAAAAUGCAUGAUGGUGGGUUUCCCAGGCCCUCUGAGAGUAGGAAAAACUGUGAUCUGAAUGGAAAUAUGAUCUAUAUGUUUAAAAAAAUGAGAGAGAGAGAGUAAGCAUUUUAAUCGAGUUGCAUGCCUAAUAAAAAUAGAUUGGCUUUUCGA